Messenger RNA from Aureobasidium melanogenum CBS 110374, 1632 nucleotides. RefSeq lists its product as uncharacterized. The transcript has 3 exons. Gene Ontology annotation, molecular function: acetyl-CoA transmembrane transporter activity. Bases 1 to 1632 code for a protein of 543 amino acids. The record is from RefSeq and is a predicted model, not a curated record. Gene Ontology annotation, cellular component: membrane. NCBI's taxonomy places the organism in Eukaryota, Fungi, Ascomycota, Dothideomycetes, Dothideales, Saccotheciaceae.
AUGUCUGGAAACCUGCUUGAACAACGGCGCAAGCAUGCCUCGCUCGAAUCUCCAGACUCUGCCACCGUGGCCGCCAAUCUCAUGAGCAGGAGCUCCUUCACCCUUGACAAUGAACCUCCGCCGACACCUCACCCAGAGAGCGCUUCCAAAGGCUUCACAGACUUACCCGAGCAAGACAAGCGCAACUUCCUAUUACUCGUCCUGCUGUACUUCUUGCAAGGCAUCCCUAUGGGUCUGGCCAGUGGCUCCGUCCCUUUCCUCCUCAAGUCGCAUCUCUCGUACGGCCAGAUUGGCGUCUACUCGCUCGCUUCAUACCCCUAUUCGCUCAAGCUAUUAUGGUCGCCCAUUGUCGACGCUGUAUGGACCCCCAAGCUGGGCAGAAGAAAGAGUUGGAUUCUUCCUAUACAAACAAUCAGUGGCUUUGGCAUGAUCUGGCUUGGAUCUCACGUCGAGGACAUGAUGGUCAAGGCUGGUGAGAAUGGCGGCGCAGGUGUCUGGAAAUUUACUGGUUGGUGGUUCGCCCUGGUCCUGAUGUGCGCCACUCAAGAUAUCGCUGUGGAUGGUUGGGCACUUACCCUCCUGUCACCAUCCAACCUCUCUUACGCCAGUACCGCCCAAACCGUCGGUCUGACCGCUGGCCAGUUCCUUUCUUACACUGUCUUCCUCGCCCUGUCGUCCAAAGACUUCGCCAACAAGUGGUUCCGCAGUACUCCUGGAGAGACUGGCCUCCUUACUCUUGGUGGUUACCUGAGCUUCUGGGGAUGGGCCUACCUGCUUGUUACUCUCGGCCUCGCUGUGCUCAAGAAGGAAGACAAGACCAAGGAAAGAGAUGGCAUCAUGGAGGUCUACAGAGUCAUGGGCGGUAUCCUCAGCUUGAGGAACAUCCAAACAUUCAUCGUCAUUCAUCUCAUCGCAAAGAUUGGCUUCCAGGCCAAUGAUGCCGUCACCAACCUUAAGCUAUUGGAGAAGGGCUUUAGCCAGGAAGAUCUUGCCUUGACUGUCCUCAUCGAUUUCCCCUUCGAGAUCUCAUUAGGCUACUACGCCGGAAAAUGGAGCGAGCAGUAUGCCCCGAUGCGUCUUUGGUGUUGGGCAUUUGUAGGCAGACUGAUUGCUGCUGCCUUUGCUCAGUUCACCGUCAUGAUCUUCCCCAGCGGUGGUACUAAUCUUCCGUACCUCUGCGUCGUCAUCGUCGAGCACGUCUUCAGCACAUUCAUGAGCACCGUCAUGUUCGUCGCCGUCAGCGCUUUCCAUGCAAAGAUUGCCGAUCCUCACAUCGGCGGUACCUACAUGACUCUCCUCGCUACCGUCUCCAACCUCGGUGGUACAUUCCCUCGCUUCUUCAUCCUCAAGUUCGUCGACAUGUUCACCUCUGCAACGUGCACACCCCCCUCGAUCCCACCUCCCGACUUCAAAGGCGAACUCAUCACCAAACCCUUUUCCUGCGCACUAGAAAACGACCGCCAUAUCUGCACCAACGGAGGCGGUACCUGCAACAUCACCACCGAUGGUUACUACAUCGUCAAUGUACUUUGCAUCAUCAUCGGCAUUGUCACUUUCUGGGGUUUCAUCAAGCCCAAGGCAUUACAGUUGCAGAGCUUGCCUUUGAGAGCUUGGAGGAUUGCUGAGCAGUAG